UCCGUGGACACACAGACACACAGACACACACACCCUCCAAUCAGAGGAGCACUGAGUCCUCGGCCCCGCCCCGCUACACUCACACACCCCUCCCCCUCCCGUGUCUCCGGUAAUCCUCCACUCUCUCUCGGUGCGGUCGUCAUGGCGGAAAUCAAAACGGGAAUCUUCGCUAAGAACGUGCAGAAGCGCCUGAAUCGAGCCCAGGAGAAGGUUCUGCAGAAGUUGGGAAAAGCAGACGAGACCAAAGAUGAGCAGUUUGAACAGGUGGUCAUCAACUUCAGGAGGCAGGAGUCUGAAGGUUCUCGGCUGCAGAGGGAGAUGAAGGCCUACAUGUCUGCCAUUAAAGGGAUGCAGCAAGCAUCCAUCAACCUGACUGAGUCUCUGCACGAAGUCUAUGAACCCGACUGGCAUGGAAAGGAUGACGUCCUGACCAUCGGGAAGGACUGUGAUGCAUUGUGGGAAGACUUCCACAACAAGCUGGUUGACUCGACACUACUAAACCUGGAUGCAUACCUGCAGCAGUUUCCAGAUCUCAAGACCCGUGUCGCCAAAAGAAGCCGCAAACUCAUUGACUAUGACAGUGCCCGACACCACAUGGAAACCAUGCAGACGUCUGGGAUGAAGAAUGACCGCAAGAUGAUGAAAGCAGAGGAGGAGCUCAAAAAGGCACAGAAGGUGUUUGAUGAGUUGAAUACUGGUCUACAGGAAGAACUGCCAACUCUUUGGGAUCGCCGAGUCGGCUUCUACAUCAGCACCUUCAAGAGUGUGACGAGUCUUGAAGCAAAGUUUCAUCGUGAGAUCUCACUGGUGUGCAGAGAACUGUACGAAGUGAUGACCAAACUGGGAGAGCAGCACUCUGACAAGAUAUUCACCAUCCAAGGGGCUCCGAGUGAUUCAGGACCUCUACGACUCGCGAGAACCCCAUCACCACCAGAAGACGAGAGUCCGCCUGAUAGUCCAGAUCUCAGCACCAAUCAUAUGCUCCGUCCCAUCUCACCUGGACCGCCUCGACCCAAAUCUCCAACACAGCUUAAAAAGGGGCCACCGGUGCCUCCUCCACCAAAGGUCACACCAACCAAGGAGGUGGCAGAGGAACAGAUCAUCGACCUCUUUGGUGGAGAAUUUUUGCCUGCUCCUUCGCCAUCACAGCCCAAUGAACGGCCCGGCGAGUCUCUUCUUGAUCUGGACUUUGAUGCUUUUCAACCAGAUGAAAGUGUUUCACCAAUACCACAGACUGCUGUACCAUGGGACAUGUGGUCGGCGAAUACUCAAGCUGCUCAACCUGCUGCAGAUACCGGCUUUGUCGCUGACUGGUCUGCUGAUUUUGGUUCAGUGUCAGCCAAUGGAGAAGAUUCUUCAGGAGCUGAGGAACCUGCUAUCCUUGGGGGUCCGACUGUGGGGCAGGAAGGGGCACAAGAAGGGGCGCAGGGUGAGACUCGGGGCUGGCCCCAGGGAGAAGGGAUUCAGCCAGGUGGAGAAUCAACAGCAAUCACCGGGGACAGUGAAAUCGCACCAGCUGAAGAUGAGGUUAGCAGCUGGGAAUCUCAACCUAACUCCAACCUUCAUUCCUCCCUAUGCUGUGGAGAGGAUGAUAGUACAGGGCAGGCAGAUUCAGGGGCAGAUGAAUUAAGGAAGGAAGAUCGCAGGAAGUCUACCCCGGGACUUAUAUUCACCAAUGAGUACGGUGAAAAAAUUGAGGAAAUUGCAGAGGACAGAGGAGACAAAUUGUCCAGGUCUCCUGAAGGGUCAGGAUCUGAGUAUGAGACUGCUGAGGAGUGGGGUGAUGGUGGUCAGGGAGGAGGCUGGGCAAGUGCUGAUGAUGAGCUUUCAUAUGAUGAUCGAACCCAAGAGAAGAGCCAGAAGGUUCAGGCAGGUGGAGCUGUCCCAGGAGAUUGUCCUCAAACAAGAGAAGAAGUUUCAGAUUGUUCUAGUAUUGCAGCCAAAAGAAACAGAAAUAAUUCAUUUGAAGUGCCAGAGAGACCAGAUGUUUAUCUUGAUCACUGUGAAACUGAAGGAGAAACAGAUGAAAGAGUUUAUUUCUCUGAAACACAGGGAGGUGCGUUUGAUUCAGAUCUUAUUGCAGAAACACAGGGAGGAGGUGCGUUUGAUUCUGAUCCUUUUGCAGAAACACAGGGAGGAGGUGCGUUUGAUUCUGAUCUUAUUGCAGAAACACAGGGAGGAGGUGCGUUUGAUUCUGAUCCUUUUGCAGAAACACAGGGAGGAAGUGCGUUUGAUUCAGAUCCUUUUGCAGAAACACAGGGAGGAGGUGCGUUUGAUUCUGAUCCUUUUGCAGAAACACAGGGAGGAGGUGCCUUUGAUUGCAAUCCUUUUCCAGAAACACAGGGAGGAGGUGUGUUUGAUUCAGAUCUUAUUGCAGACACAAAGGGAGGAGGUGCGUUUGAUUCCGAUCCUUUUGCAGAAAAAGAGGGAGGAGGUGCAUUUGAUUCUGAUCUUAUUGUAGAAACUCAGGGAGGAGGUGCGUUUGAUUCUGAUCCUUUUGCAGAAACUCGGGGAGGAGGUGCGUUUGAUUUUGAUCCUUUUGCAGAAACUCGGGGAGGAGGUGCGUUUGAUUCUGAUCCUUUUGCAGAAACUCAGGGAGGAGGUGCAUUUGAUUCUGAUCCUUUUGCAGAAACUCAGGGAGGAAGUGCAUUUGAUUCUGAUCCUUUUGCACAAUCACAUUGUGGAGACAAAAGGGGUGGUUUUGAAUUUGAUCCAUUUGCUGAGACUUCAAAGAAAGCUGAGGUUGUGUUAACUGGGGAUAGAAAGAGUGGGUGGGAUUUUGCCAACAGUUUCCCAGCCAUCUCUUCAGGGACCGGGGCUCCCGCUUCCAGCACUACCUCCUGGCAGGAAGGUAGUGGCAGCAAAAAUUCUGCAUCCAUCUGUGGAACAGCAGCAGCAGGAAAUAAAGAAGUAAACAAUCCCAGAAUUCACAAAGAACCAGAAAAUUCAGACAUGUCCGAAGAUGAGGCGGCAAACCGGAGAUUUGGAAAGUUGUACCAAGAGCUAGAUACAGAAAAGGAAGAGGAUCCAUCAUUUUUCGCAGAUUUUGAUAAGAUGAAUGAAGGAAACAGUGAAUCAAAUGAAGCUCUGGAAGCUGCAGAGGCCCAAGCUGCUGGCUCAAGAGAGCCUGCAGCAGAAGACAAACCUCCAUCUCUCACUACUGGAGGAGAGCAAGAUGAGUGCCCACCUGUUUUUGCUGGAGAGGAACCUGUAUCUUCAACUGCAGGAGCAGAGAUGGAGGAACCUCCAGCUCCCCCUGCUGGUGAGGUGGAAGAAUCUGGAGCUGCUCCAGCUGGUCAGGACGAUACAGACACACGUUCAGACAGCCCGAAGGAGGAAAAGCCUGCUUCAACAGUGGUAUCUCCAGGCUCAGAACAGGCAGACGUCAGUGAGAUUACUCCUGCUGAACAGGCCAAAACUUCUCCCAGUGAAGCGGCUCCAUCGGAAAAUAUGCCAAUCCCUUCUGUUGUGAUUGAGCCUGCCUCAAGUAAUGAAGGAGAUGAUGACCGAGAUGCUGACAUCAUCUCUCCCACUGCAAUCAGUGACAAUGGGGUGACAACUGAAAACCAGAACAUCAAGCAUAUCAGUCCUUCUGGGGGAGCGUCUGGACUUCCUGAUGAUUUCCUUUACAAGGUGGAGACCAUGCAUGACUUUGAGGCUGCAAAUUCAGAUGAACUUGACCUGAAGAGAGGCGAUGUGGUUUUGGUGGUUCCCACUGCCUCAGCGGAAGAUCAGGAUGCCGGCUGGCUCACAGGGAUCAAGGAAAGCGACUGGUUAACAUUUGGAGCUGGUGCAAAAGGACUUUUCCCAGAAAACUUUACUCAACAUUUGGAGUAAGAUGUUCCCUGACAUAGCAAAAUGACAAGUAGAAACAUGAGGAAUCUGUGUCCCAGCCAUUGAAUCAGCAUGUAGCCAUUCCCUUUCUUGUAAGUUUUACCUGCUGCAACUGUCUGCUGGACAACAAUAAAGUUUCACUGGCAGGUGAAACUGUACUAAAAUGAAAUGUUAUUGUUUAA
Molecule: messenger RNA, 4016 nt
Organism: Oreochromis aureus
Lineage: Eukaryota; Metazoa; Chordata; Actinopteri; Cichliformes; Cichlidae
Product: amphiphysin
Biological process (GO): synaptic vesicle endocytosis
Cellular component (GO): cytoplasm; plasma membrane; synaptic vesicle
Molecular function (GO): phospholipid binding; protein binding
Source: RefSeq, a predicted model, not a curated record